This is a messenger RNA of Camelina sativa (false flax), 1664 nucleotides long. Its product is annotated as ninja-family protein AFP2. NCBI's taxonomy places the organism in Eukaryota, Viridiplantae, Streptophyta, Magnoliopsida, Brassicales, Brassicaceae. Gene Ontology annotation, biological process: negative regulation of DNA-templated transcription; response to abscisic acid; signal transduction. Gene Ontology annotation, cellular component: nucleus. The record is from RefSeq and is a predicted model, not a curated record.
UUUCUCUCUUCCUUCUUUCUCUAAUGUCUAAAACAGUCUUCUUCUUCUUCUUCUUCUUCUUCUCCGUCUCUGCUUUUCAAUUUCAAUUAACCACCUCUUCGUCUCUGGUAACAACAACUCCGCCGGAGUCUCUUUCUAAUUUUACUUUUAUGUGAAAAUUUGCCAUAUUUUUACUGUUUAAAUCCAUGAUAACAAUUUUGGAUUUUUGAUCGGAUGUGAGAAUUCAAAGUUUCUUUUUCUUUCCCAUUCUUCUUCAUCAUUUUAGUAUUAAAUAGGAGAAACAAAAAAAAAAAAAAAGUUUCUUUCUGUUGUAUCGGAAUCUAUGGGGGAAGCAAGUAGACAACAAAGGGCAUGGAACAGAGAAAUGACCGUUACGCCAAAUCUUUCUCUAGACAUAAAUAAAUACCCGAGAGAUCUGUCACGAGGUUUCAUUUCUGAAAACGGUGUUGGAAGUGGAGGUGUAGGUGUAGGAGUAGGAGGAGAAACAGACUGCGAUGACGAGGCUGCGAUCGAGCUGAAUCUUGGUUUGUCUUUAGGAGGUCGAUUCGGAGUUGACAAGACUCCUCGGAAGCUCAAACGAUCUUCCUCUGUUAUCGGGACUCUUCCGUUUGAUGACUCUACGGCGACUGUGACGGGGAUGGAGGAGGCCGAGCCGGAGAAUUACACUGUCGGUUUAGUUAGAACGACGUCGUUACCGGCGGAGAUGGAAGAGGAAUGGAGGAAAAGGAAAGAGAUGCAGUCUUUGAGGAGAAUGGAAGCUAAGAGAAGGAGAUGCGAGAAACAGAGUUUUAAAGUUGGGAAUUCUGAUGACCAAACGGUGUCCUUUGAGAAUGAGAGAUGGGUCACUGCGAGCAAAAGUGGGUUCUUGCAGAGACAUUUGGUUUCUUCUAAUAGACAACUCUGUGUUGAUUCCGAUGGAGGAGGAGGAGGCGGAGCAACUGGAGGAGGUAGCUCAUCUAGCUUAUCAGAGCUGGACAACAAGAAUCAACAAGGAUCAUCAAACAGUUGUAAUGAUGAAAGAAGCCCGAAGAUCGUGGCUGGAUGUUCAUCUAAUAGCGGAAGCAACGGAACAGAGAAACAGAAUAGUGUGACAAGAGGCAACAAAGUGAAUGAGAAUGAGAAUGAGAAAGGACUGAGACGAGAGGACUCGGUUGAUAGGAAAGGCAAAGGGAUGAUGGCUACCUCUACCACUGGUUUGUUCGACAUGCCGUGUGUGUUUACGAAAGGGGACGGGCCAAACGGAAGACGAGUUGACGGGAUUCUAUACAAGUACGGGAAAGGAGAGGAAGUGAGGAUAAUGUGCAUUUGCCACGGCAGUUUCUUGACACCAGCUGAGUUUGUUAAACACGGUGGCGGAGGAGAUGUGGAUCGUCCUCUUCGCCAUAUCGUUGUCAACACUUCUUCUUCGACCUUUUAAAAUCGAAGAAUCGGUACAAAAAAAAAAGAAAACGGAUGCGGUCUUUUGUUCUUUGUUUUCAUUUUUCUCGUUGUUUUUUUAUCUUUUGGAUCUUUGGUUUCUUGGCUAUAAGAAUGAAUGCCAAAUCCCAAAUCGUGAUGAAGAUCAAGAUUUUCAUGUUUUUUUUUUUUUUUUUUUUUUUUUUNUUUUCUCUAGGGUGUAAUAUUUGUGAACAUGAAAGUAUCAUCAUCAAAUGAUUCUUUCUCUA